This is a messenger RNA of Heterobilharzia americana, 515 nucleotides long. NCBI's taxonomy places the organism in Eukaryota, Metazoa, Platyhelminthes, Trematoda, Strigeidida, Schistosomatidae. The record is from the annotation of a GenBank genome assembly.
AAAUAUAUAGACAAAUCAAGUGAAUAAUAAUAUUACAAUUCAUUGUUUCGCAUAUUAACUUUAGAAGUAAAAAUAUGCUCAUCAGUAGAAUAAUCAUUUAUUUUACUAUCUUUUUAUUAUAUACUACAAAGAGUAUUAUAUCACUUCAAUGUUAUCAAUGUAAUUCUUAUACGGAUAAUGAAUGUAAUAGUGGAAGUAUAUCAAAAGAAAGACCAAAGUUGUGUCCACCACAUUUACAAGCUUCAUGUAAAACAAUAAUUCAGGAUGCUCCAUUCAUUUAUAGUCAUAAUGCUACUAAUAAACCAGCUACACGUGUUUAUCGUGAUUGUAGCGGAAUUCCAGUAGAGACUAGUCAAUGUAUGGAUAGAGUUGGUACAGAAAAAGUUAAACUACGUUAUUGUAUAUGCUCAAAUGAUGCAUGUAAUCAUGCUAUUGCAUACAAUCAUAAUGAAAUGAAAUUAUUCCUAUUUGCUACACUAUUCAAUAUCUUGUUCUAUUCAUAUUCCAUACAAUAA